UAUGGUCCUCAUAUGAUAAUUAAUGUUUUCCCUAAGAAAAAUGAUUAACUUUAACUCGAAUAUUGAACUUAAAUUAAAAGAAAUUUUUAGAUUAUGCGAAUUAAAUAUAUUCUCAGAAGAAAAAUUAACAAAAUUGUGCACAAAAUAUACAGAAUUUGAAAACAAUGAUAAAUUUAAAUUCCUUAAAUUAAUAAGCUCUCAAUACUCUACAAGUGCUCCGAUUGUUUUAGAAAAUGCACAAAAAUACAUAAAUACUUAUAAAAUAUCAACAAAUAAAAAUAAUUUAGAAUUGUUAAACUCACAAGAAAGUUUGUAUAAUUCUUUGACUCCACAAUAUGUGCAUCUCUUUAAAAAUAUUGCAAAAUUAAAGACAGGAGUAAAACAUCUUGUUGACAUGAGAGCGGACUUGAUAGAAUUUACAACUGAUAAGAAUCCUGAAAAACAAGAUCUUGAAUGCAUGAAUAAUUUGUUGAAAGAACUUUUACAAAUAUGGUUUUCUAUAGGUUUGCUGGAUGUUGAAAGGAUAACCUGGCAAUCAUCAUGUGAUAUGCUUCAAAAAAUUUCCCAGUAUGAAGCAGUUCAUCCAGUAAAAAAUUGGACGGAUUUAAGAAAACGUGUUGGUCCAUUUAGAAGAUGCUUUGCAUUUACUCAUAAAAGUAUGCCUGGGGAACCAAUUGUAGUUUUACAUACAGCUUUAACAAAUACAAUUUGCAAUAAUAUACAAGAAAUUGUAUUCCAGCCUAAAUUUAGAUCUUUACAAACUGAUAAUCUAUCUCAAAAAUUAGAAGCAUCUAAUGAAAUUAAUGCAGCAAUUUUUUAUUCCAUUACAUCCACCCAAAAAGGUUUACAAAAUGUCGAAUUAGGCAACCACUUGAUCAAAAAGGUGGUUAAAAAUCUGCAAAAUGAAUUUCCUAACAUGCAUAAAUUUUCAAGUCUGUCACCUAUCCCUGGCUUUAGAAAAUGGUUUGUUAAACUAAUGGGAAAAAAACUGAAUUCUAACAAAGAGCUCAAUGAUUCAAAUUCACUACUAGAUAAAGUAUUUACUCCAACAGUAAUCGCCGAAAUCAAUCCUAAAUUACCCAAUUAUCAAGAAAUUAAUGAUGAAAAUCCAGGUCUUCCAAUUUUGAAAAAAGAUGAUGGACCAUCUAAUUCGAAUAUUAGCGAUUUAGAGUUGGAUACGAAUAAUAACUUUUGGAGAAGGAUGAUAAGAGUAUUGGGAGAGGAUAUUACGAACAAAUGGGUGACCGAUAUAGGCCUCCAACAGUUAAAAAUUUCUCUAGAAGCUCCAUUGGUAAAAUUAUGCCUUCAUUACAUAUACGAUAUCAAAUAUGCCGAUGGUUAUGCUACGAAUCCCGUGGCAAAUUUCCAUUUUAGGAACGGCGCUAAUUUUUGGAGAAUCAAUUGGAUGGCCGAUACUUCACCUAGAGGAUUAGAAUAUUCAUUUGGUAUAAUGAUAAAUUACAGGUAUUAUUUGAAUGAGGUUGAAGAAAAUAGCAUCAAAUACAUUACCGAAAAGUUCAUUUCUAUAUCAGAGUCGUUAAAGAGUAGCCUUCAUUCAUUCCCAAAAUAGACUAUUUUAUAUCAUUUAUAAAUUAUUGGAUUAUUUUGUAA
Molecule: messenger RNA, 1611 nt
Organism: Gordionus sp. m RMFG-2023
Lineage: Eukaryota; Metazoa; Nematomorpha; Gordioida; Chordodea; Parachordodidae
Product: malonyl-CoA decarboxylase, mitochondrial-like
Exons: 10
Coding region: 23-1570 (515 amino acids)
Biological process (GO): fatty acid biosynthetic process; malonyl-CoA catabolic process; acetyl-CoA biosynthetic process
Cellular component (GO): peroxisomal matrix; mitochondrial matrix
Molecular function (GO): malonyl-CoA decarboxylase activity
Source: RefSeq, a predicted model, not a curated record